AUGGCUCAGAGACCAAGAAGAUUACCCGCCGCGGCGUUGGGCGCCCCGAUUCAAGGGGGUGUGCAGGGCGUGGCCGCAGGACUCCAGGGACAGGGAGGAACAGCUCCGCAGCCAGGACUUCCUCUUCAGGCGGGUGGCCCGCAGCAGCUGCCACCUCAGGUCCAGGCCCCGGGACACCCGGCAGGGCAGCAACAACCACCAGCGCCGCAACAGGUUCCCGGUCAGGCUGCAGUGUUACAGGGGGCAGCAGCGGCGGCUGCGGUUCCGCAGCAGCCAGUUCAGGCAGCCCAGGUUCCACCCCAGGCUGUGCAGGGAGCGCAACAGAUUGGACAACAACAGGGUGCCGGGGCGGUAGCAGUCCAAGCAGCACCUCAAGCGCAGCAGGCUGGAUAUAAUGCUCAACAGUUUGGACAACAACAAGGUGCCGGGCCGGAAGCAGGCCAAGCAGUACCUCAAGCGCAGCAGGCUGGACACAAUGCUCAACAGGGUGAGGGUGCGAUGCUCAUACAGCGCCUGCAGUUACUGGAGCAAGUCCACUACAAUGAUGUAGCAGACGCCCUGGACCAGGUCCUCGACUUGGCCAAGACGCCGUCGGAGCUGAACCGUGCACUCCUUAUACCUGCGCUGCAGCGGUUGGAGGAAAGAGCUAGAGCGUCUGGCCAUGCUGAUCAUGCCAAGUAUGCGGCCACCCUCAGGCACUCAACCAUGUAUGCCAUGAGUCCCAUUUUGGGGGAAAUGGUGCUGCAGGCCCUGGGUUCCGAAAUAGAUGAGAAAAUAGGGUCAAAGUUUAAUAGGUUGUCUAACGCGGCGGAGAGAAGGAGUUCUCAGGCGCAAGGAGGCCAGGCACAGCAACAGGCACCGGUACAGCAGGCGCCCUUGGUUCCCAUCCAGCCUGCACAGGUAGCACCGUUGCAGCAAGUACCUUACGCGCCCCUCCAGAACCCUCCUUACGCGCCUGUCCAACAACAACCUUCUGCGCCUGUCAAGCAUCCUCCUUACGUGCCUGUCCAGCAUCCUCCUUACGUGCCUGUCCAGCAACCUCCUUACGUGCCUAUCCAGCAACCUCCUUACGUGCCUCUGCAGCCACAACCACUCUACCCACCUAUGCAGCAACAAGGGGAUUUGGGACAAGUCUUGUCGGCAGAAGUGCAGGUAGCACCAGACCAGGGCACUUUGAUAUUUAAUCACACAUUUGGGAAAACCCUUAGAGGUGCGAACAAUAACAUGUUUGGAGUUAUUAGGGUACAAGAUGAGGUUAUAUGCCCUGUACAAGGGGUGAUAUAA
Branchiostoma floridae (Florida lancelet) is the source of this 1284-nucleotide messenger RNA. RefSeq names its product transcriptional activator ptaB-like. The record is from RefSeq and is a predicted model, not a curated record. Bases 1 to 1284 code for a protein of 427 amino acids. NCBI's taxonomy places the organism in Eukaryota, Metazoa, Chordata, Leptocardii, Amphioxiformes, Branchiostomatidae. The transcript is spliced from 3 exons.